AUGGUUGACGAAUCUCUGGUUCGGAAAACGCCGGAGUGGAAGCCCACCACCCACGAAGUCAUGAUUAUGAUCACGCUCUCUGUCAUCUCUUUCAUGGUGGCGCUUGAUGCUUGCGUUAUUGUGACUUCUCUUAGUGCCAUCGUAACAGAUCUCGGGGGAGAUGCCACUCAGGGCUUCUGGGUUGGCACUGCCUAUCUCCUCGCACAUGGCGUCUCUAUGCCUUUCCUUGCCGCCAUUAGCGAUAUCUUCGGUCGUCCGGUGGUUCUCAUUUUCUCUGUUCUCAUGUUCACUUUCGGCACCUCGAUCUGCGCAGCAUCAGGAACUAUCGGCAUGCUGCUAGGUGGCCGUUCCGUUCAAGGUUUAGGUGGUGGAGGAAUCAUUAUCGUCUCCCUUAUCAUCUUCACAGACAUCGUACCGCUGAGGUUCCGGCCGAAAUGGUAUGGUACAGUUCAAGGAGCCUGGGCUCUCGGAAACUGUAUUGGGCCGGUCGUGGGCGGUGCCAUUGCUCAGAACACCACAUGGAGAUGGGUAUUUUACAUCAUGUUUCCCUUCUGCGUCUUCGGUCUCAUCAGUGUGCCUCUAUUCCUUACCAUCAAGCCUCGAACCGAGACGAUCGGCGAGAAGCUGGCUCGCGUGGACUGGAUCGGAGGCUUCAUUUUCAUCUCAUCCGCUACCUCAUUCCUCAUCGCAAUCUCAUGGGGCGGUACACAGUUCUCAUGGACCAGCGCGCAGACACUGGCACCUCUCAUUAUCGGGGCCAUCGGACUUGGCAUGACCUAUGCUUGGGAGCGAUACGUUGCUCAAGAGCCGUUCCUCCGCCACACUCUGUUCAGCAGUGUCAGCGCCGUCGUGAUCUACUUCUGUGGCGCCGCUCAAGGUCUCUUGAUCUUUGGACAGUUGUACUACAUCCCCUUCUACUUCAUGUCCGUCUUGGCCUACUCUCCCGUGCGGACCGGCGUCGCUCUACUGCCUGUGUGCACUACAUUGGUGCCAGGAUCGAUCAUCACCGGCAUCCUCGUUUCUCGUCUCAAUAACUUCCGCUGGCCUAUCUGGGCUGGAUGGCUCAUUCUGACGGCUGGCAUUGGCGUGACGAUCUCCUUCAAUGCCAAUACCAGUAUCGCUGUGUGGGCGAUCGCCUUGAUCCUCAUCGGCUUCGGCCACGGCAGCAUCCUGAACGCGCAGAACUUCGCUUCGCAGGCAGUCUGCGGCGACGGCGAGGAAGCGGCAGCUGCGGGCAUGUACGGCUUCAUGAGACACUUUGGAACGGCGCUGGGUGUCGGCGUUGGCGGAUCAACCUUUCAGAAUGUCAUGGCACUCAAGCUGAAGUGGCAGAAUUUGCCGGCCUCAAUCGCGAAGGACUCGGAGGCCUUCCUUCCACAAUUGUUGGCAAUGCCAGCUGACGACCCGGAGAAGGCGAAGAUCCUUGAUUCGUAUGUGUACGGUUUCCGCGGCGUCUUUCUGCUCUAUGUCAGCAUCAGCAGCGUCGCUUUCCUAGUCAGCUUGUUGAUCAAGCAUUAUGAUAUGAACAAGGCCCUUGACACCGAGCACACCCUCAAGGAAAACCGCAUCAGCAAGUUGGUGGAUCAGCGAUUCAGCGCACGCUACAGCGGCGUACCAACGCCAACACCCUCUGACGAGGGUAGUGAAACCGAAGUGGAAUAUAGAAUGCCAACAGAACCGCAGGGGACGCAAUGGCCAGCUGGACUCAAGCCAUACUACGGGACGUAG
Molecule: messenger RNA, 1728 nt
Organism: Phaeoacremonium minimum UCRPA7
Lineage: Eukaryota; Fungi; Ascomycota; Sordariomycetes; Togniniales; Togniniaceae
Product: putative efflux pump antibiotic resistance protein
Exons: 3
Coding region: 1-1728 (575 amino acids)
Biological process (GO): transmembrane transport
Molecular function (GO): transmembrane transporter activity
Source: RefSeq, a predicted model, not a curated record